AUGGCGCCUGCGAAGAAGCUUGCGACGAAGGGCGGUAAAAAAAAGAAGCAAGUUCUGAAGUUCACUCUGGAUUGUACUCAUCCGGUAGAAGAUGGCAUUAUGGACGCUGCCAACUUUGAACAAUUCUUGCAAGAACGCAUCAAAGUGAACGGCAAAGCCGGCAACCUCGGCGGAGGAGCGGUGACCAUCGAGCGGAGCAAGAGCAAGAUCACGGUGACCUCCGAGGUCCCGUUUUCCAAGAGGUAUCUCAAGUACCUCACUAAGAAGUACCUGAAGAAAAAUAAUUUGCGUGACUGGUUACGCGUGGUGGCCAACAGCAAGGAAAGCUACGAGUUGCGCUAUUUCCAGAUCAACCAGGACGAGGAGAAGCUUGCGACGAAGGGCGGUAAAAAAAAGAAACAAGUUCUGAAGUUCACUCUGGAUUGUACUCAUCCGGUAGAAGAUGGCAUUAUGGAUGCUGCCAACUUUGAACAAUUCUUGCAAGAACGAAUUAAGGUGAACGGCAAAGCUGGGAACCUCGGUGGAGGAGCGGUGACUAUCGAGAGGAGCAAGAGCAAGAUUACGGUGACCUCCGAGGUGCCGUUUUCGAAGAGGUAUCUCAAAUACCUCACUAAGAAAUACCUAAAGAAAAAUAACUUGCGUGACUGGCUACGCGUGGUUGCCAACAGCAAGGAGAGCUACGAGUUGCGGUAUUUCCAGAUUAACCAGGACGAGGAGGAAGAGGAGGAAGAAGAUUAA
This is a messenger RNA of Ailuropoda melanoleuca (giant panda), 738 nucleotides long. RefSeq names its product 60S ribosomal protein L22-like. Gene Ontology annotation, cellular component: ribosome. Bases 1 to 738 code for a protein of 245 amino acids. Gene Ontology annotation, molecular function: structural constituent of ribosome; RNA binding. Gene Ontology annotation, biological process: cytoplasmic translation. Lineage: Eukaryota; Metazoa; Chordata; Mammalia; Carnivora; Ursidae. The transcript is spliced from 2 exons. The record is from RefSeq and is a predicted model, not a curated record.